AUGCCUGAGAAGACUUCGAAGCCCUCCGCGCGCAAGUCCUCUCACGCCGAGAUCCACGACCAGGUCCCUCAGCGCUCUCCCGUGAACGCCUUAAAUCUGGAGGCUUUCUGUACCAAAGCGGACUGCUCGGAGCGCGUCAGGCUCUUUAUCGCAGCUCAGACGAGCUAUGCCCGAGUUCAUGCGCAAGAGGGGCGGGCAGAGCUCGCGUCUUGGAAGUCUGACGGCACGCCGCGCACACCGCCCAAAAUUGAUCCGCUUGUAUCUGUCUUCGAUACACCGAUCUUGAAGCCGAGGGUACCAGGGACGGAGCUGGGUGCAGAUACAAAUCGGAAGCAUUCUGGCUCUGGACCCUCCGCCUCGCGAGUGCCUCAGAAGACGGACCAAGUGCACGAUUCCAAGGAUCAGAAGGAGAGAUCUAGAGAGGGGAAGCAAAGGAAUCGCAGAGACAAGGGAAAGGGAGAGGACGAUGAACAGAACGAUAGACCUGAAGAGACCAAACGACCUGCUGCUGCUCGAAAGCUGAAGCCGAUUCCCGUGGCGCCCUCCAAGAAGCGUCCAAAGACGCCAACGAGUAGUGAGCUCGAACACGUCGCUAGGCUGGCAGAUAGACGCGAGCGGAAGCGCGCAAGAAGGGAGAUUGUCAAGCCUGCGCCUAUCGCGAGUUCCUCGGUCGAUAAGGAGAACGAUGGAGAAGACGACGUGGAGGACGGCGCUUCAUUAGAUGUCAAGCUGAAGAAGCCCACGAAAGGUGGAAAGGCCAAACCGGCGAAGAAGAAGAAAGUGCCCGCUGGAAUGGCUCUCUUGUACGGGUUCUCUGCACCCAAUGUCGGCACGAACAGGUUGACAAUGAAGCCGAGUCAGAAUUCCCAAUACGGCGUGUUCAAUCGGGGCCGGGCGUCUUCUAAAGCUCAAGUAAGCGCGAGACCAAGACUUGCCCGGGGUGCUCUAUUCUCCGAGGAGCGAUUCUUAAGCUUCAAUCGGUCUCGUCCUGCAACUGGUCCAUCGCUCCGCGCUGGACGUUUACGCCGACUAGUUGACGACGAAGAGGUCUCUUCUCGCCCGUCGACUGCUGCCUCAGUACCGGCCGUCUCCGUCCGCACUAAGCCCAUAACUGGGAAAGGCAGCAAGAGACGUCGAAGUCCAUCGUCCGAUGUCGAACUCCCCAACGAAUCUCUCGAGAUUGCUCAAGAAGACUCCUGCGUAGCCACUGAAUCCGCUCCUUGGGACAUUGAAGAUGGCCGCUCACUUGCCUCGCAAGCUACCUCCGCUUCUUCACCCAAAGAACCCUCGGCAGUCAUGGAUAUUCGCCAGCAUCGACUCGGGAAGUUACUUGCCACUUCUGCCAUUCGGGCCGAGCCUGAUUUGCGUGACGACGAAGACGUCUCUGAGAGUGGCCUUCAUCGCGAGACUUCUCCUGGUCGUAUUGGGCAAGAUAAUCUUUCGCAAGAGGGGGUCUCAAGUCGUCAACCCACCCGUGGCACUGUGUCUACCAUCGCGCCUUCGGAAUCAGCUUCGCAAGUCCUAAAGCGGGCCCAGAAUGUAGUGACAGGGAUGCAGCUCUCGAAAUACUUUACUCGCCCACGCAAGCCUCCCACUGAAGAGUCGCGACCGACUAGUGCUCCUCCCAGGCCAAUCCCGACCAUUCAGCCAAAGCCGCCUGUGCGAGCCCCUCAGGCUGCACCAGUCUUGCCAUCGCCAAGCCUUCGCUCACACUCGUUAUCCCAACCUUUGCCAACCGCUGUCGCACAAGUUCUACCUGUCGCCUCAUCACCUGACGUAAAACGUCCUUCAUCCGCUGAUAGUCUUGAUCGUGCGCUCAAAGCUAUGGACGUUCCCGAUCCCAGUCUCCGCGUCCAUUUCCAGCGUUCACAGCCAUCUGCGAGGCGUCCAGUGACCGCCCCGGACAUUGACCCAUUCAUCGGCCCUCAAGAUUACCGAGCCCUAGAAACCCGUGCAGGCGCUUCGCGUGAGGCGGACGCGGCGGAAACCGAAGUCGGAACUCAAUAUGCUACUGACGAAUACGGACGGGUCAACGCUAUGGACGUGUACGUCGGAUAUAGCACGUUUCUUCGCGAAGAGUCAGACGACUUUGGCCACGAAGAUCGUCCUCUUUCGGCUCAUGACGUGCAGGACGACCCAGAUUAUGCAGAGGAGGAAGCGAUGAUGAACGUGGUUGAGUACAUUGGCUCCGAACACUACCGGGAUGCGGAGGGGUGGGUAGCCGGUACAGAGCCGGUGGAGGAUGGUUACGCGGUGGAUGAAUACGAUGGCUAUGCUCUGCGCGAAGAAGAUUCGAGCAUGCAGUACGCGAAUGACCAGACCCACUUCGAAGACGAAUGGAGUGAUGAGGAGGUCCGAGCCGUUUCGCAAACGCCGGGGCCGGCAGACCUAUUUCUGCGCACGUCUUACCAUGCAGAGGAGGAUGUGGCGCGUCAGCUGCAGGGCCACUGGCGCCCGCAGACUUACUGA
Messenger RNA from Peniophora sp. CBMAI 1063, 2469 nucleotides. The record is from the annotation of a GenBank genome assembly. NCBI's taxonomy places the organism in Eukaryota, Fungi, Basidiomycota, Agaricomycetes, Russulales, Peniophoraceae.